GUGUGUUUGUGUGUUUUGUGUGGGGCGGGCGUUGGAAGGGAAGGUGACCGCGAGCUCCGAGGCCGCCGUGGGGCAGGGAUCCCGGUGACAGAGAUGGGAGCGCUCGCUCUGACUUCCACUUGGCAAGCUCAGCCCCCCCUUCAGGCACCCUAGACACUUCCUGGGGCCCAACGGAAGGCCGUCCCAGCCCGAGCGUCCCGGGCCUCCUGGGGAGUGAAACCCGAGCCCCCGGGGCCAUCCCAGCGAGCGCGAGCCGGGGAAUGCGCGGGCCGGCCGGGCCGGGCCGGGCCGAGUCCGCGCCGGCGCCCCCGCUGGCCGCAGGCCGGGAGCCAGAUCUGCCUGGCGGUCUGGGCUGGGGGAAGGCAGCCGUGGCCUGGGCCGCGGGCGAGGGCACGUUAACCGGUGGGAAGCCUGCGUUUUCACGAAGGACUCGGGUGAAGCUGCAGAGCUGCCUUUGAGCCCUGACUCCUUGGCUUCCUGGGUCGGAGAUCUUGUAAUGGAGUGGUUCCUCGUCUCACACUAACAAGAUGCCUGAUUUCCUCAGGAUCGAGGGAUUGAAGAAUGUCCCGGGUUCCGCUGGGGAAGGUCCUCCUUAGGAAUGUCAUCAGGCACACAGAUGCUCACAAUAAGAUCCAGGAAGAAUCAGAUAUGUGGAAAAUAAGAGAAAUAGAGAAACAGAUGGAGGAUACUUACCAGGAAACCAAAAGGAAAAUGUUACCCAGCAGUUCCAGUCGGAUGCGUAGUGAUGGCUUUGAUGAAGAAAGUCAAAGAGAAUAUUGGAGGCCAAAAACAGAAAUUACUGGGACACUGGAAGAAGAUUUUCUUAAGGCUAAAUCCUGGAACAAGAAGUUAUAUGAUUAUGAAGCUAACAUGCCAGACAGAUGGGGUCACAGUGGUUAUAAGGAGUUAUAUCCUGAAGAAUUCGAAACAGACAGUAGUGAUCAGCAAGAUAUUACCAAUGGGAAGAAGACAUCGCCUCAGAUAAAAUCAUCUACCCAUGAAUCCCGCAAGCAUAAGAAGUCAAAGAAGUCUCACAAAAAGAAGCAGAAAAAAAAGUCACACAAAAAACAGAAGAAAAGCAAGAAAGAAACCACGGAUGUAACAGCAGAUUCCUCCAGUGAGCUCUCAGAAGAAACCGGUGCUUCUAGUACCAGGAAAAGGAAGCAACCACAUAAGCGCAAGAAAAAAUCCAGAAAAAAGUCUCUCAAAAAACCAGUUUUAUUUGUAGGGCCAGAAAGUCACACUUCGCAGUCAGAUGAUUCAGCAUCUAGUAGUUCCGAAGAAAGUGAGGAAAGAGACACUAAGAAAACCAAAAGGAAAAAGAAAGAGGAGAAAGUCAGUGUCCCUGCUGUAGCUAACAGUGAAGUACAGAGAAGGACAAACAAACGCACAAAUUGGAAAGUGGCUACAGAUGAAAGAUCUGCUGAGAGCUCAGAGGAUGACUAAACGGGAGAAACAUUCCUGUUUCCUGUUCCCACUGGACUAGGGAUAUUUACAGCUCGCACACCUAGGGGUUUCCGCUAGUGACUCCUUCGGCACAGGGUCUGAGGUCAGAGCUGCUUUGUGCCAUCUGUACAAGUAUUGACAGACUCCUUGUCAAUUUUUGGCCUGUUAAACUUGAUCCCUUUUUCUUGUUAAUAGGGAAUCUGGUAUUUUGUUAUGAUGGUUUCUUGAAGAGAUUAUUUUUUGCAAUUAAUCACAUUUAGUGUAGAGUACAUAUAUAGCAAAUUAAAGGACCCAGAAAGCCAAGUCCAAUAUUGACCUGGAUACACCAAUUGGAAUGUUGAAUUGGGAGGAAUUAAGGCUGGGGUCAAGAGGUGGAUGAGAAACAGUGGUAUGUGCAGUGGUGGCUAAGGGAACACUGUGCUGCUGUCAUUUAUAUAGUAGGUGUCAAAACUAACUUGUCUUAAGCCUUGGUGCUUUGAUCUGUCUGUGUUUUGAUCCCGCAGCUGUGGUCUAGUUUACUUAAUGAAGAACUGGGCAUAAGAACAAACUUUCCUUUUACAGUAACAUCCACAGACAACUGUUAAAAGGGACUAGGGCUUUCUCAAUUUCUCUAUAGCCCUAACACCUGGUGACUGAUAGUAAAUGGUUUUGUAGUUCUGUUGUUAUAUAUUGCCUAAAUGGAUUUGUAUUUGAAAUUUUCUUCAGUUGUUGGAAGUGAUGUCUAUUAAAUGGGAAGAAUUAGGAGUUAGUUAUGCUAAUUAUGUUCUGAAAAAGAUUCAGAGCAACAGCCAUCUGAAUGUUUUUUCUUUUUGGGGGAGGGAGCAGUAUUGGGGAUUGAACCCAAGGCCUUACAUAAUACUAGACAAGUGAUCUACCACUGAGGUAUACCCUUGUCCUCUCCUUCAUUUCUAAUCCUAUUCAUUUUAUGUUCUCCCUGAAACUAAGUUGAAUCAGUUCCAAAAUGAAACAAACUUCUCAGGGACAUACCCACUUUUUCUAGUCUGCUUCUGGAUUAAAGUACCAAGCAGAGACCACAUCUUUUGUCUUUGCUGUACUGUGAUUCCUACUAUGUUGAUUCUUAACCAAAAUAUUACCAAAAGAAGGCUGGCAGAAGACAAGUGAAUUUUUCAUUACGGGAGAAAAAUAUCAAGUGACAUAGUUGGGUUUUUUUCCUGGUUGUCAACUUCCUAAGCUGAAUAAGAAGCUUGGAAAUCCAGAUUUUUGGUCUUGAUUCUGCCACUAAUUGGUAGAGUUCUGGAGCAAGUUAAGUUAGCUUUCCUUGGCCUUCCUUUCCUCAUGUGUAACAAAGAAAUACUUCGUGGUAGUAUGACAGUUUUAAGACACCAGCAAUAGAAUACAACUAUGAUGACAUUCCAUGAAGUGGUAUUGUUCUAAAUUAGUUCUCUCUGGGGAACAGAUUUCUAAUAAAGUGCUUGGUUUUAAAUUACAUGGUUGGCUAGGGGUGCCCUAUCCCUUCAUUAUGAGCAGGUGCUAUCUUUUGGAAUAUUUAUUUGCAAUAUUAAUACUUUGGUACUCAAUUGUCAGUGUUUUUUUGGUGUGUAUUUUUAUCCUUGGGAUAAGCAGAAGCCUACAGUGGGAAGAAGAGUCUAUACUACCUCUUAACCUUCUUGGAACAAGUGGAAUCUUUGUUGAAAUUAUACCUUUUUUUUUUUUUUUAGCAUUGUUUUUAUGCUUUAAAAGUACUAAUUCUUAAGCACAGAUACAGGAAAAUGGGCCAGCGGAAUAAAGUACUUCCAGGAAGGUGGCUCUGUCUGGGUCCUGACCUUUCCCUCCUCCAGUACUAACAGGCUUAACUGUUUCCCAGGGAGUGCUAUUUUUUUUUUUUUUUUUUUUUUGCCACAUUUAUCUAUUGGCCAUGUAAAAGCAAUAAAGCUGUUUUCUGUUCUUCA
Messenger RNA from Cavia porcellus (domestic guinea pig), 3356 nucleotides. It is a transcript of the gene Nkapd1, whose product is annotated as NKAP domain containing 1. The transcript is spliced from 6 exons. Lineage: Eukaryota; Metazoa; Chordata; Mammalia; Rodentia; Caviidae. The record is from RefSeq and is a predicted model, not a curated record. The coding region runs from base 562 to 1446 and encodes 294 amino acids.